Messenger RNA from Phragmites australis (common reed), 1205 nucleotides. Its product is annotated as probable carbohydrate esterase At4g34215. Bases 70 to 909 code for a protein of 279 amino acids. Lineage: Eukaryota; Viridiplantae; Streptophyta; Magnoliopsida; Poales; Poaceae. The record is from RefSeq and is a predicted model, not a curated record. The transcript has 3 exons.
UCUCUCCAAAACCGAACCCACCCGAAUGCAAAUCCUUCUCUUCUCUUCUCCCCUCUCAAACCAAACAAAAUGCUGCUGCUGCUGCUCCUCCUCCUCCUCGCCUCCGCCCUGCACGCCGCUGUGCCGCCGUCCAACAAGGUGGUCUUCAUCCUCGCCGGCCAGUCCAACAUGGCCGGCCGCGGCGGCGUCGCCGCCAACCGCUGGGACGGCAUCGUGCCAGCCGACUGCGCGCCCUCGCCCGCCGUACUCCGCCUCACCCCGGACCUCCGCUGGGAACAGGCCCGCGAGCCUCUCCACGCCGGCAUCGACGCCGCCAACCACGCCGUCGGGAUCGGCCCUGGGAUAGCCUUCGCCAACGCGCUCCUCCGCUCCGGCCGCGCGGGCUCUCCAGUUAUCGGCCUCGUGCCCUGCGCCGUGGGUGGCACGCGGAUGGCGGAGUGGGGCAAGGGCACCCAGCUGUACGCCGACAUGGUGCGCCGGGCGCGGGUCGCCGUUGAGACGGGCGGACGGAUCGGGGCCGUGCUCUGGUACCAGGGGGAGAGCGACACCGUCAGGUGGUCCGACGCCACCGAGUACGGACGCCGGAUGGGAAUGCUGGUCCGCGACCUCCGCGCCGAUCUAGGCGUCCCCCACCUCCUCGUCAUCCAGGUCGGAUUAGCAUCAGGCCUAGGACAGUAUACUGAAGUUGUAAGAGAAGCUCAGCAAGGGAUAAAACUUCGGAACGUGAGAUUCGUCGAUGCAAAGGGGUUGCCAUUGCAAGAUGGCCAUCUGCAUCUUAGCACCCAAGCUCAAGUCCAGCUUGGACAUAUGUUGGCUCAAUCCUAUUUGAAUUAUGGACAUGCGCAUUCUCGAACCCCUAAACCAUGGUGGCUGCAAGUCAUGUUGGUCUGUUGCUUCAUUUUUAUUUGAAUUGGGAAUGUACAUCAGUACAUGUACCCUGUUCUUGUGUCAUACAGGUGAGGUGAAGAAGAAAGCCAAAUGACUUUCUGCACAUAAUCUUAUACCAACACAGGCAUGUGAUGCCGCUGGAAGACUCAUUGUAUCAAGAUCACAGCAAUACAUUCAAAUUGUUUCCCAAAGAGGUGAUAUACAGAAGAUUCGUUAUACACGAUUUUUUUUUUCUGCGCCCAUGGAUCUGACUAAUUAUAGCCUGUAAAGGAACAGAGAGUACUCGACAGUCUUAAACAUUGUUAAAUUGCUGUUUA